Molecule: messenger RNA, 1114 nt
Organism: Hyla sarda
Lineage: Eukaryota; Metazoa; Chordata; Amphibia; Anura; Hylidae
Gene: BTC
Product: betacellulin
Exons: 6
Coding region: 268-765 (165 amino acids)
Biological process (GO): positive regulation of cell population proliferation; epidermal growth factor receptor signaling pathway; positive regulation of mitotic nuclear division
Source: RefSeq, a predicted model, not a curated record
GUUCUAAGUGAGCUCUAUGAGGGCAGGGACCAUGUGCCUGUUAUAAGUGAGCCCUAUGAGGGCAGAAACCGUGUGCCUGUUUUGGGCAUUGCUGGGCAGAGUUAUUGAAGUGACAGGGGAGGGGCAUGUCGCCGGGAUAGAAGGAGCCCAGCAGGUCACCUCCCUAUCUGCCUACAGCCUGUAUGCCACAAGUUGAGACGCUCCUGGACGGUGGAAGCCUCAGCCUGCCGGGCACCGACCCCCCCAUGUGCCAGGCGGGCCACCUUGAUGGACACCUCGGUGCUGCUGACGCUUGUGCUCGGCUUUAUCGUUUUUCCAUGGGUGAAUUCAGAAGGAAAUUCAACUGCCCGACCUGAAACAAGAAGUUUUCCAUGUCCUCAGUACGUAGAAAACUGCUCAGGAAUUUCUGAGCCAGCAAGAUGGAGAGGCCAUUUUUCCCGAUGUCCAAAGUCAUAUAAACAUUACUGUGUAAAGGGGAAAUGCCGUUUUGUAACAGUUUUGAAAGAGCCUGCCUGUGUAUGUGAACAGGGCUAUACCGGGUCGAGAUGUGAAAAAUUGGACCUAUUUUACUUGAAAGAAGACAGAGGACAACUUGUUGUGAUUGGCCUCAUUAUUGCAAUGGUGGCACUUAUUAUUGUCAUCAUUUCUAUUUGCAUUUGCUCCCAUCACUGCAGAAAAGCACAUAGAAGAAAAAUAAAAGGGAAGGAAAUGGAAAGCCUUAGUAAUGAUCCCACAGGGAAAAUGGAAGAAACACAUUUUGCCUAAAGGUUACAAUGAAGCUACAAUACCUGCAGGCAGGUUUCAUGCUGCUGUUACCCAAAAGAAUAAGCUGCACCAUUGAGAAACGAUGAAGGAAAUUGGAUGGCACAUUAAUAACAUUGGGACUGUAACACACAUUUUAUAUAACAUUUUAGCCCCUAAAAUCUUUUUCAAUACCUUCUGUAGUCUUCUAAUGCAGUAUUACUAAGUUCUCUGAUCUAUGAGAUAAAUUAAUGUAUUUCUAUAACAGCAUAGAUAAGAAUUUAUCUAUUUCAUUUAUAGGAGUACUCUAGAGAAAAACUAUUGUUUUCAAAUCAACUGGUGUUAGAAAGUUAUAUAGAUUUGUAUAUUACUA